AUCGCUGGGUUCGUGAGAUCAAGGCUGCCGCCGAGUGGGUCACAGCGCCGUAACGUCCCGACUGUGUAACAGUGUGCUCGUGUGUGAAGAUCACAAUGGUUAAUCUUGGAGAUGUGUUCCCCAACUUUAAAGCGCCGACAACAGCCGGCGACAUCCAAUUCCAUGACUGGAUGGGAGACAGUUGGGCUAUUUUGUUCUCACAUCCUGCUGACUACACCCCAGUGUGUACCACAGAACUAGGUCGGGUCGUCACCUUGCUGCCAGAGUUUCAGAAGAGAAAUGUCAAGGUCAUUGCCUUGUCAUGUGACUCUGUUGAGGACCACAAUGGCUGGGCAAAAGAUGUGAUGAGCUACGUGGGCAAGGCGUCUGAGAAGUUCCCGUACCCGAUCAUCUCGGACAAGGACCGAAAGCUGGCCGUGCAGCUGGGGAUGGUCGACCCUGACGAAAAGGACAGCGCCGGGAUGCCGCUCACUGCGCGAGCUGUGUUCGUUGUGGGCCCAGACAAGAAGUUGAAGCUGUCAAUCCUGUACCCUGCCACCACCGGGAGGAACUUUGAUGAGAUUCUUCGUGUAAUUGACAGUCUGCAGCUGACAGCCAAGCAAAAAGUUGCAACACCUGUUGACUGGAAGCCUGGCUGCAAGUGUAUGGUGGUGCCUAGUCUUUCCAACGAUGAGGCAAAGAAACUGUUUCCCAAGGGAUUCGAGGAAACUAAAGUGCCUUCCCAGAAAUCCUAUCUCCGCUUCACACCACACCCAUAGACUGGUUCCCAUCAUACACAGUGCUCUAGAUGCCACCUGUAGAGCAAUCGUAUAUCAAAUAUUUUAUAUUCAUUGUUUCAGAAUCGUUUUUAAUCAUGUUAUAUCCAAUAAUAAGCAUUAUAUUUAAUUUUUAAUUUAAAUAAUAACGAUGAUAGUUAUUCCACGUAGUAUUGGUUUGAACAGACUGAUGAUGUAACACUAUCAGUCGUGACUUUACUGUUCUUCAAACUCCAGGAGAGCUGAAUUUCUUUGCUAGUUUUAGCUAAAAAUGUGACACAAAAUAAAUUAAAAUGCAAGAAAAUGGGCUGAAAUAUUUCCAGAUGUUUUAUUCUCCAAAUGAUUAUAGACUGAUGCAGAGGUGGUUAUACUUCAAGUGAAAAAACAAACAUUUGUUGUGUGGUUGUUGUUUUUUUUAGGAAAUUGUUAAAUCGGGACAAAUGCACAUGUUUUUGUCAAUUAUCUUAUGGAAAAUUUAGUUGAAAUAUUUGUUAUAUUUAGUUUUUAUUUGUUAAAAGCCAGAUGUUAUAAUUAUGCAAAUAUUGUUAUAAUUAGGCUAAUAAUUUUAUAAUUAUGCAAAAAAUGUCAGUGAUAAAUAAAGUUCACAUAUUUCAA
This is a messenger RNA of Gigantopelta aegis, 1370 nucleotides long. RefSeq names its product peroxiredoxin-6-like. Gene Ontology annotation, biological process: cellular oxidant detoxification; cell redox homeostasis. Gene Ontology annotation, cellular component: cytosol; mitochondrion. The record is from RefSeq and is a predicted model, not a curated record. NCBI's taxonomy places the organism in Eukaryota, Metazoa, Mollusca, Gastropoda, Neomphalida, Peltospiridae. Gene Ontology annotation, molecular function: peroxiredoxin activity. Bases 96 to 758 code for a protein of 220 amino acids. The transcript has 6 exons.